Melopsittacus undulatus (budgerigar) is the source of this 3575-nucleotide messenger RNA. RefSeq names its product taperin (gene TPRN). The record is from RefSeq and is a predicted model, not a curated record. Lineage: Eukaryota; Metazoa; Chordata; Aves; Psittaciformes; Psittaculidae. The transcript is spliced from 4 exons. Gene Ontology annotation, molecular function: phosphatase binding. The coding region runs from base 30 to 2426 and encodes 798 amino acids.
GGCCGGGCAGAGCCCUGGGUGCUGCCGCCAUGAGCAGCGCGGAGACGGCGCUGGGCGCUGGGCCGCGGGCUCAGCCCGCCUGGAAGCGGCAGAUCCUGGAGAGGAAGAGGGCCAAGCUGGCGGGCGGCGAGCCCGAGCCCCCGGCCGGGGAGCGGCUGGUGGUGGCGGAGAGCCUGGGCCCGCUCCGCGAGAACCCCUUCAUGCGGCUGGAGAGCGAGCGGCGGCGGCUGCGGCAGGGGCUGGCCGGGCACGGCCCCGCGGCGGCGCGGCCGCUGCAGCAGCUGCUGGAGCUGUACAGCGCCGUGCCCGGCAUCCGCACCAUCCGCGCCGACAACAUCCUCAUCAUCGAGUCCCAGCCCGACGCCGCCACCUGCUUCGCCGAGGGGGAGGCGCUGCCCGGCCGCCGCCGGGACCCGGCCGCCUGUUCCCCGCCGCGCCGCCCCGACCCGCUGCGGGAGCUGCUGGCCCGCCGCGGAGCCGCGCUCGCCGAGAUCCGCGCUGACCAGGUUGUCAUCUACGAGGCGGCCGAGCCGCCGGAGCCGCCCGAGGCGGCCGAGCCGGGCACCGUCAGCCGCCUCCUGGAGAAGUUCGGGCAGCGCCCGCGGGGCCGCCGCCGCCGGGGAGGGGAGGCACUGACCGGGACCGGCUCCAAGGCUGCUGCUCCGCCGGCAGGACCCGGCUCCCCCCGCCCCGGGCCGCCCGCUCCUGCGGCGGCGCCGGGCCCCCCCCGGGCCGGGCCGCCCCCUCCGCAAGUGGUGCCCGGCUCCCCCCGGGCCCCAAAGGCGGCACCGGCAUCUCCGGUGCCGGUUCCCCCCCAGCCCUCGGUUCCCCAGGCAGCCCCGGCUCCCCCCCGGGCUGCCACCCCUCCGCCUGCUGUCCCGCAGCCGGCUCCCUCCCGGGCUGCCACCCCUCCGCCUGCUGUCCCGCAGCCGGCUGCCCCCCGGGCUGUGCCCCCCCAGCCCACGGUUGCCCCGGCUCCCCCCCGGGCCGCAGCCCCGCAGGCGGUCCCGGCCGCCCCCAAGGCCGCAGCCCCCCUGCCCAACUGCUUCCUGCACAAGAUCAGCUCCAACUCCUUCACGGUCACCCCCCGGGGCCUGCCCCCCGGCAGCCGCGUCCCCGAGCCCAGCGCUGUCCCCGCGGGCCGCCCCGCGCUGCCCAAGGGGCCGCCAGUGCCAUCCGCGCCGCCUGCCAGCGCUGCCCAUGCCAGAGCCAACGCCAGGAGGCCAAAGGCGGAGGAGGCCGAAGCGGCCGCGCCGCCCCUGCCCAGUGCCACCCCGGCCCCCAGUGCCACCGGCCCCACGCAGCCGCUCUCCGCCUCAGCCCCCCGGGCCGGGGGCUCCUUUGAGAUCCACCCGGCGCCCAAGCCGGACCUGGCUGCCAUCCCCGCACACGACCUGCAGGCACAGGCCCUGGCCAAGCUGCGCCUCAAUUCACGCAAUUCCUUCCUCUUCGUGCCCCGCCGGAAUGGCGGCCCAGCCGUGCCCCCGGCCCCCAGCGCCAGGCCAGGGCCACCGCCACCGGCCGCCGAGGAGAAGGCACCGAAGGAGCCCCCGAGGGCUUCCGGCCCGGAGCAGGAAGAGCCCGUGGCUUCCCCACGGGAUCCGCUGGUACCCGUCACUUACAUCGAUGACAUUGUGGAGCCGGACAGCGGGGAGCUGUGUCCCAGGGCUCUGAGGACCGGCAGCUUGGAUCAGCCUGGAGGAGCUGGCCCUGACCUGGAGAUGGAGUUUUCCUCCGUGCCCCUCUACAGAGCACACUCUGCCCCCCACCAGAGGGGAGGCAGCACCUUCACUGUUGUGCCCAAAAGGAAGCCCGUUGCCUCGGGGCUGCAGACUCUCACUGAUGCCAGCAGAAGGCCGCAGCAGGAGGAAGAGGAGGAGGAGGAGGAGAGCAAAGCGAAAGGCAGACCAGUGGAGAACGCUGAUGGGCCCCAAGUUGGGGUGUCCCAUAAAAAGCGAUACCCCACGGUGAAUGAGAUUGAAGUGAUCGGCGGGUACCUGUCCCUGGAGAGGUCCUGCAUGAGCAAGACGGGCUCCCGCCGCAAGAAGAUGAAGAUCUCUUUCAAUGAGACAAGUUUGCAGACUAUGUUUGAGUACCCAUCAGAGAGCUCGCUGGCAGAAGAGGAGGAGGAGGAAGAGGAAGGGCAUGCUUCUGAAACAGAGGAGGACAAAUCUUGCACCUUUCACAUUCCAUGCCCAAAUGGCACUUUGCAUCCCAGUACCCCCAACUCAGCAGAUUUAUCCAGCUACACCCCAAAGCACUCCCUGAAGUUCAGCGAGUGGCAGGAGCAGAAGUAUGAGGAGAUACCUGCUGCAGGGGGACCCCUCCCAAAGGAAGCUGAUUCCCAGGGGAACCAAGUGAUGCUCACCCCGGCAGACAAGGGCGGCCUCUCGGAUUUCAGCAGCGAGCCUGCUCUCUACUUCUGAUGGCUUCAUCUGCUGUCCUGCAGCAGCGGCUGCUGGACAAACCGUGUCAGUGCAGCUUCCCAAGGACCACGCCAGCACCGCGGAAACAGCUUCUGGGUCCCUCCCUCCCCACGGUUUUUGUUGGAUCCUGAUGCCAAGGGUGGACCAGAUGCUCUCGGGCAUCCCGGGAGAAUAUUUGCACUGGAUUCUGGGACCUAACUACUACUUUUAAGACAUGAUUUAUUUUACCUGUGGCCUUGCAUGUUCCUUGUUCAAGAUCAGCUGCCAGCUGGGCAAGUGUCUUGAGAACAGACCUGUAACCCCAGGAUGGAUGUAGAGUCUCUUGGUGCUUAUCUGAGUCCACUCAUCCAGGCACUGUGUGGGGGUGGGAGGCUUUUGUACCACUUCUCCCAUCAGAGGCCCCAGUGAAGGAUGGCCCUGGAGUUGGAGCACUGGGAGUAACUGGGCAGCUACUGGGUUCACACAAGUGGCUGAGUUGACAGCUGGACUGGGGGCAGUUUGGGAAGCCAGUGAAGGUUCAGGGUUUGUUCUCAGCAUGUUUCUGGCUCUAGUUGGACUGAACCAGCAUGGGGGUAGUGUGCCAGCUUUUGGGGGAAACUGAACGCACUUUGAGGGAUGGGUGGGGGAUUAAAUGCUUUUGGCUUUGGGUGUGAUUUUUGCACUCAUCUGCAGGGAAGUGUCCAGACUGGCUUAAGGCUCUUGCAGCUUCCCAGCCAUUGGCCGUAGCUUUGAUCUGCCCAUACCCAACCCUGGUGUCCUGUCUCCAGUAACUGCUGAGUGUGCUUCAGUUUGCCAGGCCCUCUUGUUGCUUUGUUCCAGCAUCUGAUGCCCAAGACUUCUCUCUUGGUCAGUGCGGAGGCCUCCUUCCAGCCACACUUGCUCUGCUCCUCUGAUGCAAAGCACAGGAAGGCAGUUUCACUCCUUCCUUCUGCAGAAUUUGAACAAGGAAUAUGGUUUAUUUUUUUUUCUAGUAUUUUUAUAGUUCUGUUGUAAUGGUUUAAUGCAGCCAAUAUGCAAAGGAAUCUGCUAGGCUCUUCCAUAGACAUUUUCUACUGCUGUAAACUCAGGGUCAAAAUUGCAUUCUGGAAAGAUGGAACACUGCUGCUAAUGUGAUUUGUACUUCUGGGAUUAAAAGAGAUGGUUGGAAUA